AUGUCAGACCUACCCCACCACGACGAACGGAAGGAGGUCGACAACAGCCCAAGUAUUGCCACACGGGCCUCUGCGUCCUCCUUUGUAUACGACCCCGUCCUCGAAAAGCGCAUCUGGCGCAAGUUCGACCUUUAUUUCGUCCCGAUCGUUACUAUGUUCUACUUACUCUCGUUCUUGGACCGUACAAGCAUUGGAAAUGCCCGUGUAGCAGGCCUCCAAAGGGAUCUCAAGAUGACCAACAGCCAAUACUCAAUGGCGUUGACCAUUACCUAUAUCCCAUACAUUAUUGCUGAGCUGCCCACAAACCUUUUACUCCGCUCUGUUGGCCCUAAUAUUAUGAUGCCCACAAUGCUGAUACUCUGGGGUGUCGUAACAACACUUCAAGGUGUUGUCACAAGUUAUUCCGGCCUUCUGGCUGCACGCUUCUUCCUUGGGCUACUUGAAGGUGAUGUCCUUUUCAUUGAACUCUUGGCUGCCGUUUUCUCGUCGGCUUCCCUGGCCGGCGCUUUUUCGGGCAUCCUUGCCUCCGGUAUCGUCAAGAUCAAAGAAUCCUCUACUCAAACACGACCUGGAUGGUCAUGGAUUUUUAUCAUUGAAGGGUUGUUCACAGUCAUAUUCGGCCUCGCCUCUUAUGUCCUCCUUCCUCGCUCUCCCAAGACCACACGUUUCCUCACUCCUGAGGAACGGGACUACAUCGUCGGUGUGCUUCAGGGAGACACCGUCGCAGAUGAUGAAUUGUUCAGUUGGCAUGAUGUUGGUCGGGCGCUCGUGGCACCACAGGUGAUCGUGGCGGCAAUCGUCUUCUUCUUCGUUGGGAUCGUGCUUUUUGGACUGGCCUUCUUCGUCCCGUCCAUCAUUGUGGGUCUAGGAUACACUGCAUCGGCAGCCCAAUUGAUGAGCAUCCCUCCGUAUGCGGUUGCUUUUGUUGCGGCUAUCCUCUUUGCAUUCAUAUCCGAUCACUAUAAAUGCCGUGGUCUGGUCCUUAUAAUCAUUUCCUUCCUUUGUACAAUCGGCUUCGCUAUGUUUCUCGGCUCGGAUAAGCAAACUGUACAAUAUUGCUCCCUUUUCUUCUCCGUCUCGGGCAUCUACUCCACGGGCCCCGUGCUAUCCACUUGGGCAUCUAACAAUAGUGCCCCCCACACACGACGCGCGACUGCCAUUGCAACUGGUUUUAUCACUUCGAAUGUGGCCGGCAUCCUCGUGACGUGGUUAUUUGGGUCACUUUCAGCAGCUCCACGGUACCACAGCGCGACGAUCGUACUCUUGAUAUCCUCUGUCGGUAUAGGCCUUUUUGCUGCUGCGAAUGUAGCGUACCUUGUGCGGCAGAAUCGACUCAAGGCGGAGGUGCGCCGGACGUUGCCGCGGGCGGAAGAGAAGAAGGGGUUGGGCGACCAGUCAGCGUGGUUUGAGUAUAUGUUGUGA
Molecule: messenger RNA, 1422 nt
Organism: Pleurotus ostreatus (oyster mushroom)
Lineage: Eukaryota; Fungi; Basidiomycota; Agaricomycetes; Agaricales; Pleurotaceae
Exons: 9
Coding region: 1-1422 (473 amino acids)
Biological process (GO): transmembrane transport
Cellular component (GO): membrane
Molecular function (GO): transmembrane transporter activity
Source: RefSeq, a predicted model, not a curated record